UUGUUUCUUUGAAGAUAAUAUCAAAAAGAAGUAGAAACGAAGACAAAUUCUUCUAUACUGUUUCUUUCAGCAGUCUUCUAUACUGUACUUCGACUUCGUGUAUACUAAACAUAAUUGAAGAUUCAACUAUGUUACAUAAGAAACCAUUAUAUCCAUUUAGGUAAUGUCCCCUCUACUUACAAUAUAGACUAUUCAUCAAACUACAAAUUAGAAAUAAGGGGGGCAAAAUAAAGGGGGACAUAUUGCAGAAUAACAUUAAUAUUGAAUAUGCGUCGAGUGAAGGGAAAACGGAAAUAAAUCCUUAUAUUUUAACAUCUGGUCUAUAAUAUUGUCAUAAAGAAUUCUCUGCCGGAAAACUUUGUCAGGACAUACGAGACACGGUUUCAUUCGUAGACACGCAUCCAAUUUCGUACCAAGGGAAAACAUGAAAGAACUACCUAACACAUCGAUCGAUUAUUACAUACUACCGAAUAGAAUCUUCUGUAGUAUGGUUGGAAUGUGGCCUAUCGAAGAGAAAAGUUCGACGUGUAGCAAAAUAUUCGCAUAUAUCCGCUUGAUAUUGGCACUAACAGCAAUCAAUAGUGUUUUUGUGCCCGAAAUUAUGAUGAUAGUAUCGAGUUGGGGCGACAUAACGAUCCUAGCAGGAGUAGGAUGUGUUUUAACCACAGUCGGACAGCUGUUGUUCAAAAUGAUUUACCUAAUAGUGAGAAGAGAAAGAUCAUAUAGACUUUACUAUGAAAUACGAAGUUUAUGGAACACUGCUAACGAUUCAAAGGAAAUGCAGUCUUACGUAGAACUUGUUUAUUGGGCACGAAUUUGUACGAUAGUUUUUUAUUCGUCCUGCAUGUGCAAUGUAAUUACUUUCUCCAUUGCUGGAGUUGUUGAUUAUUUUAGAUUCGAAUACAAUGCAAGCAGUGCAGAUAACAACCGACAUUUACCCUUUGUAGUCUGGUAUGGUACAGAUAUUUCAGCAUCUCCUAAAUUUGAAAUUGCUUUCAUUUGUCAAAUUCUAUCAUCCAUGGUUUGCGCUACUACAAUCUCUGGCUUGGAUGCUUCAUUUAUGACCACGAUUUUGCACGUGUCUGCUCAAUUUAGAUUAAUCAAUACCUGGAUCAGUAAUAUGGGAAUUGAAAUAAAUUGCAACCCAAAUUACACGCGAAAGAUAAAGAUAGAACUAAUGAGAUGCAUUCGCCAUCAUCAACGAAUGAUACAUGUGGUGAAGGAAGUGAAUAAUUUGUUAACACCCAUCAUUUUCAUGCAAAUUCUUACGAGCGGGAUAGAAAUUUGUUUGAGUGGAUAUGCAAUGCUAGAUAGCGGGACAGCAAAAGCCGAUCUAGUGAAAUUUAUAUCUUAUUUCAUUUCCAUGGGGAUACAGCUCUUAUUGUGGUGUUGGCCUGGUGAAAUUCUCGUUCGAGAAAGCCAAGACAUAGGGCAAGUUGUUUAUCUCAAUGUACCGUGGUACGAUUUACCGCCAAUUUAUCAGCAACAUCUUUGCCUUAUGAUUGUUAGGGCGCAACAAUAUUGCAGUAUUUCAACAUUAACUUUCCAAACAUUGUCUAUCCAUACAUUGACAGCUGUGAGUAAUUUAAUCGAAAUAUUGAACUGUGUUGAAUUUAAAGAAUAAUAUUUUUACGUCGACAAAAAUUAAUUCUUACAAG
Molecule: messenger RNA, 1658 nt
Organism: Bombus terrestris (buff-tailed bumblebee)
Lineage: Eukaryota; Metazoa; Arthropoda; Insecta; Hymenoptera; Apidae
Product: putative odorant receptor 92a
Exons: 4
Coding region: 425-1624 (399 amino acids)
Biological process (GO): sensory perception of smell; detection of chemical stimulus involved in sensory perception of smell
Cellular component (GO): plasma membrane
Molecular function (GO): olfactory receptor activity; odorant binding
Source: RefSeq, a predicted model, not a curated record